This is a messenger RNA of Diaporthe citri, 927 nucleotides long. RefSeq lists its product as uncharacterized. Lineage: Eukaryota; Fungi; Ascomycota; Sordariomycetes; Diaporthales; Diaporthaceae. Bases 1 to 927 code for a protein of 308 amino acids. Gene Ontology annotation, cellular component: cytosol; spliceosomal complex. Gene Ontology annotation, biological process: mRNA cis splicing, via spliceosome. The record is from RefSeq and is a predicted model, not a curated record. The transcript has 2 exons.
AUGUUGCCCACCACGAUUCACGCGUCGCCGUCUCUGAGCGACUUCACGCCCCUCUCAGAGUACCAAUCCACGACCCCAGAGACUUUCCACGGCGGAAAGCCCGUCCUCCACUACCACGCGACCGGCGCGAAAGCAUGGCUCCCAAAAGACCAACAGAGCACACUGCCCAUCUUUCCUGCCGACUCCCCGGUGUCCGAAGGAGAUUUGGGUGAGAUCAUCUCGCAAGAUGACGUCGAGCUGUUUGUCAACUCAGAGACUUUUACCAUCUUCAACCGCAAGUCGGGCUCUGGCGUGCAAAUACCAUUUCCUUCGAUAGCGCUACAUGCAAUGCAACACAAGGCCGAGCCUGCCUCUACCGGAAACGGAACCAGCGAGAGCGAAUCGACCAAGGCCCCGUGCAUCCUCCUGCAACUGGACCUGUCUGACGGCGGCGCAGACGAUGAAACUUUUGACACUGUACAACUCACGAUCGUCCCGCCACCCACGUCCACAGACCUAUCCUCUGCUGCCCAGGCAGGCUCGAGCCCGAGGUCUGAGCAGGAAAAGCUGUUCGAUGCCAUAACCGCGUGCCAGAAUCUCCAUCCCGACCCGGAUGAGGACGAUGACGAGGAGGACGGAGAGGACUACGCAGACAGGAUCAUCUUUGAGAGCAAUGUGGAUGCUAGCGGUGAGGCUAUCGAGGGCCUCCCAGGUGCAUUCCGGGGGAACGCGAGCGGCGGACUGCCGCCGCCCAUGCCGGGCAGCAGCGGGUGGAUCACGGCGGAGAAUGUCAACGAAUACUUUGACGAGGACGGGAACUGGAUUGGCGAUGGUGGCGAGAACGGGGAUGCGGAGGGUGAGGAGUUGGGAGACGGCGCGGGCACGGUCAGGACUCGCGACCAUGGUGGCGUCGAGGAGGGCGAGAACAAGCGCCCACGGACAGAGUGA